Molecule: messenger RNA, 1000 nt
Organism: Momordica charantia (bitter melon)
Lineage: Eukaryota; Viridiplantae; Streptophyta; Magnoliopsida; Cucurbitales; Cucurbitaceae
Source: RefSeq, a predicted model, not a curated record
GUUAUAGAAAGCAAUUAAAUGUUCAGAAAAUAAAUAAAAAGGAAAAGCCAAAAAGCUGAUUGGAAAAAAAAGGGAAAAAAAAAAAGAAAUUGUAAAAGAAGAGGGGGCGUCCGUGAUGGAGACUACGCAUUCUGUACCACGCGCCUGGUGUCACUAUCAUUACCCAAACUUUCUCUCUUUCUCUCUCUUCUUUCUCUCUCUACUUUGUCCCCUUUAUAUAUCGAUCUUCUCCGCUCUGCCGCCGCACCCCUCACCUCAACGCCGCCUCCCCUUUCCAUUUUUUCUGAUCAGCGUUUGAGUUCCACUCGCUCCCAUGGAGGAUCCCACCACCACCGCCACCGCCGCCGCCUCCUCCAAGAAACGCCUCCGAGUCGACUCACACGACUCGGACUCCGACUCGCCGGAGGUCAAGCGAAUCAGAGACGACCUCCUCGACCUCCUCGAGGAUUCCGACCCCGAUCCCGCCGCCCAGGAUCUGGAUUCCGUCAUCAAGAGUUUCGCCGAGGAGAUCUCCCCGGUCUCCUCGCCGCCACUGCCGCCCGCCGCCGAGUCCUUGCCGGAGCUCGGCUACCUUCUGCUGGCGUCCGACGACGAGCUCGGCCUGCCGCCGUCGGACGGCUCCACCAGCCACGCGCCGGAACCCUCGUCGGAGAUCGGAGAGAUUUGGGGAUUUGAGGAUCCGAUUCCGGGUUACGACUCGUUCGAGUUGGGGGAGGGAGAGAGAUUUUACGGCAACGAGACGGAAUAUGUGGCGUUCGAUGGACUGUUUGAACAUUCCGAUGUGUACUCCGUUUUCUCGUGACGGCGAACAAAGCUCCGCCGCCGAAGUAGGAGGAAAGAGAGAAUUACUUUUUAUCUCUGAAAUGAAAAUAUAAAAACCCACACCCAUCUGUAAAUCUUUUUUUUUUUAUUAUUUUUAAUUAAUUCCAUCACAGAAAAAUGAAAUAGGGGUAGCCAGAUUUUAAAACCACCACAUAAAUUAUUAUUAUUAUUUUUACUA